AUGGGAGUCUGGAUGAAAAUGAUCCUGAAAGUAAUUUGGUUGGCCAGUAAUGGGUCAAGCAGUAGCAAUUGUACAUCUUCAUCACAUCAGAAAAUCUCAUCAUCUGCUGAAUGGGAGGAGAAAUACCAUGAAAGAGAAGAAUGUCAUCUAGAAACUUUUGUGUACCAAAAGAUACCCCUUCACCAGGAUCACAUGGAGGCUACUUCAAUUAACUUAUUACAGCAUUCAUUACCCUGCAACCCUAAUAUCUCUUCAGAGUUCAAGAUGAUUCUAAACACAUCUGUUAAUAAACAUACAUCUUUCCAAUAUGACAGUGUUGAAGAUAAAGCUUUUGAACCUCAAGAAGGUUUAGAGCCAGCAGAAUUUGCCUCAGAAGAAAAAAAAAGAAAUAUGUUUAAUGGAAGACGUUUGCUUUCCAUGUUAACAGGCUCAACAAUUGAAGAAAAUUGUCAUACAAGUUUGUCAUGCUCAAAUACUGCAACAGAUUUCAGUCCUGAAGCAUAUAAAAGAAAUAUACAGAAACAAACCUCUCAACCUACAGUAUUUCUAACAGAGAAUUCAGAAAAAAAACUGUAUGAUGGAAAGCGAUUGCUUGCUCUGUUUUCUAGUUCAUCAUCAACAGAAACUAACUCUAAUGUAUCAUCAUAUCAAACAAGUAAAACAGAUUUAGAGCAGGUAGAAUUUCCUACAGAAGAGAAAGGAAGAAAACUGUAUGAUGGAAAUCGUUUACUUGCUCUGUUUUCUAGUUCAUCACCAACAGAAACUAACUCUAAUGUAUCAUCAUAUCAAGCAAUUAAAACAGAUUUAGAGCAGAUAGAAUUUCUUGCAGAAGAGAAAGGGAGAAAACUUUAUGAUGGAAAUCGUUUGCUUGCCAUGUUCACAGAUUCAACAAUGAAAGAAAAUGUCACUACAAGCUUAACACAUUCAGAUAGUUCACCAGAUUUCAUUUCUAAAUUAGACAUGGGAAAAAUUCCAGGACAAAGUGCUCAACCUAAUGUCAUACUUACAGAGAAUGCUGAAAUAAAACUCUGUGAGGGAAAGCUUUCGAUUCCUAUGUUGGCAACCUCAAUCGGACAAAAAACUAAUUCUGAAAUGUUGUCAUUUCCAGUAAUUCAAACAGAUUUUAAUAUUACAAAAGACUCCCACUUAACUAUAUUAAAAGAUUCAUCUCAAGGCAUUCAUUUUACAAAAUGCAAUCAAGACAUAAAUUUGACAAAAAGAUUUUAUGAAGGUGAUGGUAAUGGAAUUGAAGAAACCAUUUGUUUAGGGCAGAUUUCUUCGGCUAUACCCACAGAAUGUGAACAAGAUGUAAAUGUGACAAAAAGAUUUUGUGACUAUGAUGAUGACAAUGGGAUUGAAGAAACCACUUGUUUAGGACAGAUUUCUUCAGGUAUACUCACAAAAUGUGAUCAAGAUAUAAAUGUGACAAAAAGAUUCGAUGAAGAUGAUGGUAGUGAAAUUGAAGAAACCACUUGUUUAGGGCAGAUUUCUUCAGGUGAUCAAGAUAUGACUAUGAAAACAAGAUUAUAUGAAGAUGUCAAAAAUGGAUUUCAAGAAACAACAUGUUUAGACCAGAUUUCUGCAGGUAUGCUCACAGAAUGUGAACAAGACUUAAAUGUGACAAAAAGAUUCUAUGAAGAUGAUGACAAUGGAAUUGAAGAAACCACAUGUUUAGGACAGAUUUCUUCAGGUAUGCCAACAAAAUAUAAUCAAGACAUAAAUUUGACAAGAAGAUUCUAUGAAGGUGAUGGUAAUGGAAUUGAAGAAACCACUUGUUUAGGACAAAUUUUGCUCAUAAGAUGUGAUCAAGAUGUAAAUGUGACAAAAAGAUUUGAUGAAGAUGAUGACAAUGGAAUUGAAGAAACCACUUGUUUAGGACAGAUUUCUUCAGGUAUGCCUACAAAAUAUAAUCAAGACAUAAAUUUGACAAGAAGAUUCUAUGAAGGUGAUGAAACCACUUGUUUAGGACAAAUUUUGCUCAUAAGAUGUGAUCAAGAUGUAAAUGUGACAAAAAGAUUUGAUGAAGAUGAUGACAAUGGAAUUGAAGAAACCACUUGUUUAGGACAGAUUUCUUCAGGUAUGCCUACAAAAUGUGAUCAAGAUAUGAUGAUGAAAGAAAGAUUAUAUGAAGGUGGCAAAAAUGGGUUUGAAGAAACAUCAUGUUUAGGCCAGAUUUCUGCAGGUAUGCUCACAGAAUGUGAACAAGACUUAAAUUUGACAAAAAGAUUUUAUGAAGAAGAUGACAAUGGAAUUGAAGGAACCACUUGUUUAUGGCAGAUUUCUUCAGGUAUGUCAACAAAAUAUGAUCAAGACGUAAAUUUGACAAGAAGAUUCUAUGAAGGUGAUGGUAAUGGAAUUGAAGAAACCACUUGUUUAGGGCAGAUUUUGCACACAAGAUGUGAUCAAGACAUAAAUGUAACAAGAAGAUUCUAUGAAGGUGAUGGUAAUGCAAUUGUAGAAACCACUUGUUUAGGGCAGAUUUUGCCCACAAGAUGUGAUCAAGACAUAAAUGUCACAAAAAGAUUUUAUGAAGAUGAUGGUAAUGGAAUUGAAGAAACCACUUGCUUAGGGCAAAUUUCUUUAGGUGUACCCACAAAAUGUGAUCAAGACAUAAAUGUCACAAAAAGAUUUUAUGACGAUGAUGGUAAUGGAAUUGAAGAAACCACUUCUUUAGGGCAGAUUUCUUUAGGUAUGCCAACAAAAUAUGAUCAAGACAUAAAUUUGACAAAAAAAUUGUAUGAAGGUGACAGUACUGGAAUUGAAGAAACCACUAGUUUGGGGCACAUUUCUUUGGGUAUAACCACAGAAUGUGAACAAGAUGUAGAUGUGACAAAAAGAUUCGAUGAAGGUGAUGGUAAUGGAAUUGAAGAAACCUCUUAUUUAGGGCAGAUUUCUUCAAGUAUACCCACAGAAUGUGAACAAGAUGUAAAUGUGACAAAAAGAUUCAAUGAAGGUGAUGGUAAUGGAAUUGAAGAAACCACUUGUUUAGGGCAGAUUUCUUUAGGUGUACCCACAAAAUGUAAACAAGACAUAAAUUUGACAAAAAGACUUUAUGAAGUUGAUGACAAUGGAAUUGAAGAAACCACUUGUUUAGGGCAGAUUUCUACUCAUCUUCACACAAAAUGUGGCCAAGAUUUAAAUUUGACAAAAAAAUUCUAUGACAAUGAUGGUAAUGGAAUUGAAGAAACUACUUGUUCAGGGCAGGUUUCUAUUAAUGUCUUCACAAAAUCUGAUCAAGAUAUUAAGGUGGCAAAAAAAUUCUGUAAAGAUGCCAGUAAUGGAUUUAAAGAAACCACAUCUGGUCAGAUUUCUACAGGACUUCCCUCAAAAUCUAAUCAAGAUUUGCCUGUAACAAGAAAAGUCUAUGAUAAUGAUAGGAAAGAAAUUAAAGAUACAUCCUUAGGCCAUGUUUCUACAGGUCUUCCCACAAAAGAUUUAAAUGAAACUAAGACCUCUUAUGAAGAUAUGAAUAGCAUCCAGCUGAUUUCAGAUGGUGUAAAAAAGAAACAGAAUGCAAUGCUUAAAAAGACAUAUUUACACAGACCUUUCGAUCAAAGCAAACAGGUGAAAGCAAAGGUGGGCCUCUCUUCUUUACAGAGAAUUCUUAAUAAUAAAAAACUUCUAAAACAAAAGUCUUCAAAGGUGGAAUCCAUAACUGGUGUUUCACAAAAGAUAGGUCCUUUAUCCAACUUUGACAGCACUAUUCAACAAAUUAGCAAGAUUGAAUCAUUAUCUGGUGUUGCACAAGAGAUAAGCCCUGUAUUGAAAUUGAACAGCAGUGUUCAACAAAUUACUAAGAUUGAAUCAAAAUCUCGUGUUACACAAGAGAUAACUCCAAUACUGAACUCAGACAGCAGUAUUCAAGAGAUUGCUAAGGCUGAACCUGGAGUUGCUGUCUCAUGUGAGAUUAGUCCGUUGCUGAACAGCAGUAUUUUUAAGAUAGAAGACUCAAAAGACAGUACUAUGAUGAAAGGGUCCUCUUUGUGUCAUUCACUGUUAUUUCAACACCAGCAAAAUUUUAUAGGAAGUUAUUUUGAGGAAAAUAACUUUGAAAGCAAGAUGGAGAAAACAGAAAUAAAUUCAGCUAACCACAGAGAUUAUGUACAAAAUCAAGAUAUGAUAUCCAAGACAGAGGUCAACCACAGCUUAACAGAUCAAAAAAAGAAUGGGAUCCAUGUCUGUCAUUCUUCCUCUCCUGAUGUUAGGAUAACCGAUAUUUGUCAAGUGACUAGUGGUGUCUCAUGCACCUCAGAAGCCACAACUACCAGCUGUGUGGUUAUUGCUCGAGUUCUUGAUUGUCAACAAACUUUUAGUAAUCAGAAAACAUAUAAUGAAACAAUUAAAGAUGUUAAUAUUGAUGAUCAGAAACAAUUAAAUCUUCUUCCUGAUGAUCAGAAGCUGGCAAAAUUUCAUGCUGACCAAAACAAAGAAGCCAAUGAAUUCAAAGAAAACAUUGCCAAAUAUCAAGAAUUAACACACCUUAGUAUCAGCCAAAAGGAAAGAGGAUUGUUACCCAAAAACCAAAUACUGGGCAAGUCCACUCAAGAAGACAGUGAAGAUUUAGAUGGAGAAUCUAAUUCGUUACAAAUUUUACAAGCUCAAAGGUCAGAACAAACAAGAAAGAGGUCAAAACCUGCAGAUUCUGAAAACUUGUCUUAUUGUGAAGAAAAACGAAAAAAAAUUAUAGAUGAACCAUCUCAACAUUUACAAGGAACAUUAGAGACUAAGAAAGAUCAUAAGUUACAAGUUGAAAGACCUAUAUCUAAUACUAAUAAAGAUUCACAACCUAUAGAAUAUAAUAAGUUAUUACCUGUACAAGAUAAAAACCUGCAACUUACAUAUAGUGAAAGCUUACAAGCUACACUGGUUGAAAGGACACAGCAUGCAGAAGGUGAUAGGCUAGAACCUGCUGAAAUAAAAGAAAUUCAACCUGCAAAAGAUCAAAAGAUACAACCAACAAAAGGUGAAAGAGAAGGAAUACAGCCUGCAGAAAGUGUUAGAGAAGGGGCUACUGAAAUGGGGGGAAUACAGACUGGAAAAGAUGAAAUGACACAACAUUCAAAGGGUGAAAGAGAGGGAAUACAGCCUACAGAAGGUGGUAUAGAAGGGGCUAUUGAAAUUGAAGGAAUACAGCCUGAAGAAGAUGAAAGAAAAGAAGUACAGCCUACAUGUAAUGGAGUAGGGGCUAGUGAAAUGGAAGGAAUGCAGCUCAAAGAAGGUGAAAUGAUACAACCUGCAAAAGGUCAAAGAGAAAGAAUACAGCCUGAAAAAGGUGAAAGAGAGGGAAUACAGCCUGCAGCAAGUGAUAGAAUAGGGGCUACUGAAAUGGAACGAAUACAGCCUACAAAAGAUAAACAGUUGCAAGCUUCAGUAAAUACGAAGCUGGAAAUCUCAGAUACUGAAAGAUUACAUCCUUCAGAAAAUAUAACACUACAAACUAUGAAUAAUACAAGCUCUCAGUCCCCGAAUAGAAAGGGUUUACAACAGGCAAAAGGUAUAAAGAUACAGCCAACAAAUAAUGAAAACAUUCAGUCUUUGCAAGGUGAAAGAUUGUAUUGUACACAUGAUGAAAAGUUGCAAUAUUCAGAAAUUGAAAGGAUGCAGUCUGGUGAUAGUGGAAGAUCAAACUCUAGUAAAUAUGAAAGACACUGUGCCAGUGAAGAGCUUCAGAUGGCAGAAUUGGAUGACACAGAAACAAUUCAACUGGUUCAACCCCAUCCACUGAAGGCUUUGUUUUUCCCUGUUUUGUCUCUAUUAAAUGGUUUCAGGGAAUGGGACUUAAAGGAUUUGACAGAAGACCAAGCGGUUUUCAGUUUUCUCUGGCAUGCUGUGCAAUUGGUGGUGAAAUUUUCAGAUAAUGAUAUACAUCUUUGUGACUUCGAACAAGAAACCACUGUAUGUCGGAAAGUGUCUCAUGUGAGCCUAAAAUGUUGUGUAGAAGUAAAUGCUCAUCCUGUGAAAAAACUUGCUUUCUCCAUCAUUGAAGAAAGCUUGAAUGAAGAAGAGUUAAAAUACAAAUAUCCAACCACAGCUGACCUUCCUAAACUGUUACAAGAAGUGUCUUCAACAGUAUACAGAGCUCGUGUCCUUGUCUUAGACUGGCAGCAUGUAUCCAUGAGGCAUCAAACGUUUUUAUUAAAUAAUAGACUCUCUGUCAACAUAGUCAAUUUUGCCCAACAUCUCAAGAUGAUCCUUACUUUCAACAUUGAAACAGCAGUGUAUCCAUUCAAGGUUAUUAAACCAGAGGUUCAUGCAGUUGUGGGCUCCUUGAGUAAUGAGAAGGUCCAAGAAGUGACCACAGAGGUUCAACCUGGGAGAAACUACAUAUGGAAAAUUGUUCAGGCUGUGGAAAGAAUGUUGAGCUUGCUACCACCGAAACAUAACCUUGUUUUACAAGAUACAUAAGAUAAUUAUUUCUACCUAGACUUUCAUUUGAACAGCUUGUAUGUUUCAGUUCAUAAUUUCAAAUGAUGACAACCUUUGAUGGUCUACUGUGUUUAGAAAAAUUAUUUUUAUAAUCAAAUGUAAAUUCUUUGCUAUCUCUAUAGCUUUAAUUUUUGCACUAUUUAUACUUUAUUAUGAUGUAUUUCUUUAAUAUCUUAUAUUUUUAUUCAAUGUUUCAUCUG
Messenger RNA from Limulus polyphemus (Atlantic horseshoe crab), 6626 nucleotides. RefSeq lists its product as uncharacterized. The transcript has 11 exons. Gene Ontology annotation, cellular component: nucleus. Gene Ontology annotation, biological process: protein localization to kinetochore; attachment of spindle microtubules to kinetochore. NCBI's taxonomy places the organism in Eukaryota, Metazoa, Arthropoda, Merostomata, Xiphosura, Limulidae. The record is from RefSeq and is a predicted model, not a curated record. Bases 1 to 6405 code for a protein of 2134 amino acids.